AGCAUCAGUGCCACGGCGACGUCGACUCACUCCUCCGCCAGCAACUCCGUCACCCAUUCACCCAUGGGCUCCCGAGACCCCUCCCCGACCCGUCAACCCCGGAGAGCAACUUCGUCGUCGGGCAGGAUCAACGGCGCGACAUCACGGAACAACAGCCAGCAGGCCCAGAGCCCGUCUCCCCAGCGCAAGUCGACCCUCGGCGGGCCUGCCUCCGGCCUUCGAAGCCUCUCCGCGACCACCACGCCGGCUCUCGUGCCCGUGACCGCCAACAACGACUCGCAGUCGCAGUCGCAGUCCCAGGUCCACGUCCACGCCCAGGCACCACCCGCACCGCAGAAGCCUGCACAGUCGUCCGAGUUGAGAGACAGCACGAAAUGGCCCGUGUCGCCCCGUCUACGCUCCCCUCCGCCGCAACAACCUAGAAACGGCAGCACGACGACGCCUCGCCCCCCGAGCGAGCAGGAUCCUCCUCCGCCUCCUCCUCCUCCCCCUUCUUCUUCUUCUUCACCUCCUCCUCCCAUCAUCAUCAACGUACAGCACCCUAGCCCAUCUUCCAUCCAGGCCGAGUCCUAUCAGUCCCUGACCGCCAGCGAGAGCGAAGCCGAGGACCUGCAGAUGGCGUCUGGCCUCCGAACGCCGGCCCGCGGGCCUCUGGAAACCGUGCAGGAAGUCAGCCAGCCCAACUCGCCAGCCCGAUUGCGCGGCCAGCAAGACGCCACCCUCUUGGAGCAUGUCAGGGAAAAGUUUACCUACACCGACAACCAGUCCGACGUUGAUGGCGGCCGGACGCUGCGAGCCAGACCCAUGCUUCCCGGUUACGAAAAUGGAGGUGACAGCAGGGCCGAGUCCAGGAGGACAACCUCUGUCCCUCCGCCCCUCCUCUCCAGGCAGUCUAGUGCCAUUAUGCUGUCGAAGCAAGCCAAGGCCCGUCCUGAGGGUUCUACGCAGACAAUGACGGUCGAGACGGAGACCGUGGCGAGCAUUCCUCAGGUGGCACUUGCUGUAGGACCAAAGCCUGACGGAAUGAAUGGAACUCUGAGGACGAAGCAGAGCACUGAAACCAUUAGGCCCCCGAAAAAGGAAAAGAAGAGAUCCUCUCGAAAACAGCCGGUCAACAGUGGAAAUGGAUCAUCCAAGGCGGACAUCUUCGAGGCCAAGAUUGCCAACGCUGUCGACGAAGCCAACACCUCCGACUCGGAAGAGACGUUUGUCUAUGAUUCCAACCCCCCCGACGUUGGCGAGCGGGCCUCUCGCCGCUUCCACUCCCGCACCCCCAGUGCCACUUCCAUAGUGAGCCAGAGCGAUCGCCCCAACAUGCGGGCGAUAUACGGCAUCGUUGAUGGCCAUGGUCCUGCGCCUAAGAAGAGCUUGAAGUUUCCCAACACGUACGCCAACGGACCCAUCAACGAUGGCGUGUUGACCGGCGACGAGGACGGCAGGGGAACCGGCCGCAGCGCCAGCGGUUCUGGCCGAGGCACCGUCCGGCAGCAUCACCACAUAGGCCGCUGGGGACGCCAGCCGGGUAACGGCCAUGCUUCGCUUUUCGACAACGAAUCACCCUUCCAGAAUGCGUCGAGACCAAAGAUGACGAGCUCCCGCCACUCCUCCGGACCCCCAAGCCCGAGAAAUCACCCCUCAAUGUCCAUGCGGGGACCGCUGAACUCCAAGCGAUCUGUGAUGCACAUGUCCUCGAGCUAUGAUCUGGACGAAACGACGGGUGCGGAUGACGAGCGCAGGCCUCUCCUCGACAACAACCGCAGAGGCCGAUUCAGGCGUGGCCCGCACAACUUGCGGCAAGCUGAGGCGCAGACGUACUCUAGGAGGUCGUCCUAUCUCAACCGGUUUGCCGCAUGUCUGGUCCUUACCAUGAUGUUCCUCUUGGUCAUUACGGGUGCCAUAGGCUUCAUGUUUGCGACGUCCCAGCCUCUCAGCGACAUUGAGAUUGUCUCCAUCCACAACGUCGUCACCAGCGAGCAGGUUCUCAUGUUUGAUGUCACCGUCAAGGCGCACAACCCCAACAUUGUGGUUGUCACAAUCGAUCAUGCCAACCUCGAGAUCUUCGCCAAAUCAGAGUAUGGAGGUGCCGAUUCGGACUGGUGGGAUAGCCCCGACGGACCCAAAGACAACUUGGUACGUCCGUACGACGAUCCAAUCAAUGAUCCGACCACCCCGGGAGGAGAGGACGAGACGAAGCCGAACGUGCUCCUCGGCCGCAUCACCGAGUUCGACAGUCCCUUGACGUUUGAAGGAUCUCUGUUCCAUCAGGGCCUGUCCUCAUCGACUGGCGAAAUGCAGCUGCCGUAUCCCGGCAACGGCACGGCGGGCGGCUCGAAGCGCUGGGAGCGAAUCUAUCAGAACGAAUUUGACCUUAUUGUCAAGGGAGUGGUCAAAUACAGUCUUCCUCUGAGCGCCCACAUCCGCAGCGCUACCGUUUCAGGGCGAACGACGGUCAAGCCAAACUCGGCCAACAAUCCGCCAUCGAAACCAAAUGUC
Trichoderma reesei QM6a is the source of this 2493-nucleotide messenger RNA. RefSeq lists its product as uncharacterized. Gene Ontology annotation, cellular component: fungal-type vacuole membrane; PAS complex. The record is from RefSeq and is a predicted model, not a curated record. The annotation marks the transcript as partial. Gene Ontology annotation, biological process: positive regulation of phosphatidylinositol biosynthetic process; vacuole inheritance; protein localization to vacuolar membrane. The transcript has 2 exons. Lineage: Eukaryota; Fungi; Ascomycota; Sordariomycetes; Hypocreales; Hypocreaceae.